AUGCUUCUAAACUCUGAAGUUUUUAAAUCAAGUCCGACUCUGUCUCCUUGUCAGCCUCAAAAAUAGCCUCUCUCUCUCUCUCUCUCUCUCGAUUCUCUCACGUAAGUUGUGAGGUUUCGUCGAUUCUUUGUUUCCUGCCCUUAAGUUAGAACUUGGAUUUUGAUAGCUCACUCAUGUGUUGUUUGCUUCUUUUGUAAAUGAAUAUGAUGUAAAAGCUCUGUGUUACAGGCUGCCCACUUACUAAGACGGAUACCCAUAAAAUAUGGAUAGAUCAUCAUCAUCAUCAUCUGUUCCAGUCGAAAAUGUUGAUUGGAUCAGUACACUACCCGAUGAUUUAUUGCUCAUGAUCUUAUCAAGACUGUCCACAGAAGAAGCGGUAAGGACGAGCGUUGUGUCCAAACGAUGGGAACAUGUGUGGAAGCACAUGUCUCAUCUAGUUUUUGACAUGCAAAAGAAGUUUACCGAUUCUAACGUUACCCUCGAUGUUUCGAAUCGUGUUGCUACACUGAUGACCAAGAUUAUUAACAAUCACCGUGGACAUCUAGAGAGUUGUGUAAUCGACAAUUACACAAGCGAGAUGCUUAAUACUUGGAUUCAAUCGCUCACCGGUGUGAGGCAGACCAAGCAUCUCACACUUGGACACCGUUUUGGACUAGAGAAGUGGCCAAUAAGUCCCGAAUUCCCACAAGACUCAUUCUCAUUGUCAAGCCUCAUAUCACUCUCGCUAUCGUCAUUCAUAUUCAGAACCUCGCAUUCCUUCAACAACUGCCAAAAUCUCAUGACCCUCAAACUCUCAUGUACGUACGCCCGUGAUGUUGGAGUCUUUAACAGAAUCCUCGCAUCUUGCCCUUCCCUAGAGGUGCUUGUACUAGGCAUCGGUUGCACCAAAAAGAGUGGUACUUUGAAGAUUGACAACAAAAGAUUAAAGCUCUUGAAAGUAUCAUCACGUUGCAGUGAGAUUGAUGGCAUUAAAGUGUCAUCACCUAGUUUGCAUAUCCUCGUUAUCGUUGAAAGUCUCUCAUGUGGGAGAUAUAACUUUGACCUCAAGUCUCCUCUACUCCAGUUUAAUAGAAACAUGGCAAGGUUAAGCUUGCCUCACGUCAGCUACAACAUAUCACAGGAGGAAAAUUGCAAAGGGCAUGAAGAAUAUGUGGUAAACUCAUGUGGUGCGUUGUUGAGAGGAUGGCGUGCAUUCAUGUCAGUGAGUGUAGAUUUAAUGAAUCCAAGAGAAGUUGCGAGGUUAAGACAAGUCUUACUUGUAUGCACUGUUCCAAUGACUGAGCUUGAGCUAAUAUUUAAGGUAUGUUACAUUCAUUCUUCUGAGUCANUUUUGUUUCUCAAGAUUAUUAACAAUCACCGUGGACAUCUAGAGAGUUGUGUAAUCGACAAUUACACAAGCGAGAUGCUUAAUACUUGGAUUCAAUCGCUCACCGGUGUGAGGCAGACCAAGCAUCUCACACUUGGACACCGUUUUGGACUAGAGAAGUGGCCAAUAAGUCCCGAAUUCCCACAAGACUCAUUCUCAUUGUCAAGCCUCAUAUCACUCUCGCUAUCGUCAUUCAUAUUCAGAACCUCGCAUUCCUUCAACAACUGCCAAAAUCUCAUGACCCUCAAACUCUCAUGUACGUACGCCCGUGAUGUUGGAGUCUUUAACAGAAUCCUCGCAUCUUGCCCUUCCCUAGAGGUGCUUGUACUAGGCAUCGGUUGCACCAAAAAGAGUGGUACUUUGAAGAUUGACAACAAAAGAUUAAAGCUCUUGAAAGUAUCAUCACGUUGCAGUGAGAUUGAUGGCAUUAAAGUGUCAUCACCUAGUUUGCAUAUCCUCGUUAUCGUUGAAAGUCUCUCAUGUGGGAGAUAUAACUUUGACCUCAAGUCUCCUCUACUCCAGUUUAAUAGAAACAUGGCAAGGUUAAGCUUGCCUCACGUCAGCUACAACAUAUCACAGGAGGAAAAUUGCAAAGNCUUUGCUUUGGUGUCGUGUUUGAUUAGGCAAAGGAAUCUGAAAAGAAAUAUAAUGAUCAAGACAACGUGGUUUCCUGAUAGAAAGAAAUUGGAGAUAGAAACGGCUGUGGCUAAGCUANGUUGA
Molecule: messenger RNA, 2086 nt
Organism: Camelina sativa (false flax)
Lineage: Eukaryota; Viridiplantae; Streptophyta; Magnoliopsida; Brassicales; Brassicaceae
Source: RefSeq, a predicted model, not a curated record